Messenger RNA from Mycotypha africana, 882 nucleotides. Its product is annotated as RTA1 like protein-domain-containing protein. Gene Ontology annotation, cellular component: membrane. Lineage: Eukaryota; Fungi; Mucoromycota; Mucoromycetes; Mucorales; Mycotyphaceae. The record is from RefSeq and is a predicted model, not a curated record. The transcript has a single exon. The coding region runs from base 1 to 882 and encodes 293 amino acids.
AUGUCUGUAGAAGAUGAUUUCAGGACUCUUCGCUACUUCCAUUAUAUGCCCAACCUGCCACUUGCAAUUGUAGCACUGGUAGUUUAUGCCUUUUUUUCAGUUUUCUUAUUCAUUCGAAUCAGUCGAUCCAAAAGCCGUCAAUUUUUGUAUGUAUUACCUUGGACAGCCUUAUUCGAAGCGCUUGGCUAUCUCUUGCGAAUCCUAUGUCGCGUACAAGGCAGCACUUUGCCCAACUAUGUCGUAAUGAUGAUGUGCUUAUUGCUGAGCCCUAAUGCUUUGGCUAUGGUCAAUUACAAAGCAGUCGGUGAAAUAAUCAGGCUAUCCAACGUUCCUACAGAUCGCUUCUACUUCCAACCAAAAUUUGUAACAUGGUUCUUCUUUUCAAGCGACAUAUUCUCAUUUUUAUUACAAGGAUCUGGUGGCGGUCUCCAAGCAAGCGGUGAUAUGAAAAAAGCUGAUAUAGGAAAAAUGAUUGCACUCGUAGGCUUGGCAAUACAAUUGUUCUUUUUUGCUUGCUUUGCCUUGAUCACUAUUUAUGUUCAUCGAAGCUCGAAAUAUCAAUACACUGUCAUUGAGGAAACCAACGCGAAAAAUAAGAUGAUUUAUUGUCUCUAUAUCACAAUUGCAUUUCUGUAUAUUCGUUCUGUUUACCGCGUGGUUGAAUUUGGCUCUGGUUGGGAUGGAGCAAUUGCAAGUGCAGAGUGGGCAUUCUAUGUGUUUGAUACGUUGGCUAUAGCAAUUUCAUUCAUUUGCUAUUGUACCUUGUUCAUGGGCAACUACCUUCCAAAGCGCGAUGCAAUUCCUCUGCCUAUUGAUAUUCGGAGCCAGAGUUCGAGUAUCUGUGCAAAUCAAUUAGAAAAAGGGUUACAACAAUAUGUUUAG